AUGCCAUUCCUUAAAAGAACUUUUCAAAAUCCAUCACGUUCGGCCCUGCUGGACGCUCAGUCGAAGAAAUGUGGGACACGUGCGACCGUUUUCUCCGUCAAUGGAGACCAAUACACCGGGGAGUGGCUCGACAACAAAAAACAUGGAAAGGGCACUCAGGUGUGGAAGUCCGGGAAUAUUUACAACGGUGACUGGAAGGCGGGAAAUUGUGACGGAUACGGCACCUUUAGUGUUCUUCAACGCAACACAAAGACAUAUGCAAAGAAGUAUUGCGGCGAAUGGAAAAAUGGGAUGAAGCAUGGCCACGGUGUAUACUUGUACAACAGUUCUUCAGUGUAUGAGGGUCAAUGGAAUGAGAACCAUCGAAGCGGUUGGGGAAGAAUGCUCUUUAACAGCGGAGACAUUUACGAGGGAGAGUGGAAAAAUGAUAAAGAGCACGGUUUUGGUAUCCUUCAUUAUGCAAACGGGAAUCUGUACGAAGGGUCCUGGAGGUACGGCGCGAAAGAUGGGAACGGAAAGUUGUACUACCGUGACAAAGCGCAACAGUAUCAAGGUCUCUGGGUGCGAGGGGAACCCAAAUGCGGGACUUUGGAGGACUUGGGAGAACAUGGGGCGCAACCGGCAAAGUGUCCAAUUCCACAGAACAAACUCAUGGAUAUGCAAAAAGUUCUUCAAGAGGCCAAGCUGGCUCAUCUCAAUCGCUGA
Messenger RNA from Nerophis lumbriciformis (worm pipefish), 705 nucleotides. NCBI's taxonomy places the organism in Eukaryota, Metazoa, Chordata, Actinopteri, Syngnathiformes, Syngnathidae. The record is from RefSeq and is a predicted model, not a curated record.